This is a messenger RNA of Paramacrobiotus metropolitanus, 3048 nucleotides long. Its product is annotated as nose resistant to fluoxetine protein 6-like. The record is from RefSeq and is a predicted model, not a curated record. The transcript is spliced from 14 exons. Bases 207 to 2693 code for a protein of 828 amino acids. Gene Ontology annotation, molecular function: acyltransferase activity, transferring groups other than amino-acyl groups. NCBI's taxonomy places the organism in Eukaryota, Metazoa, Tardigrada, Eutardigrada, Parachela, Macrobiotidae.
AAUAGGUUAAUUGUACAAAGAAAAGUAACCGACUUGCAAUAGACAAAUCACGUGGAGUUAUUACAAUUCAGCUGCAGCGCCAACUAUGCGCGCCCAGUUACAGUAUUAUCAAUAUCACUAUCAUUACGGUUCACUGCAGAAAGUUUAAUUCUUGCACUAUCAGUAUAUAUCGUGCAAACUGACGAUCGAAUUUCUGUUUCCCUGUGAUGGUGGUCAUUAUUGUACGUUCCGAGAUGAAGAUGCGGUUGUUUUGCUGCUGUGUUCUUUUAGUCAUAUUUCCGGUUGUCUUUACACAGCAGCCGCCGUUUUUCGAUUAUGUCCAGCAACGGGCACGGGUGGCUUCGGCCAGCGUCGAGCAGUAUUCGGAAGUUUUGAACCGCUAUCACGGAGUCAGAAAUCUCUUGAAAGACAAUCCGGAAAUAUUACUGGAUGUCUUGGGAAACUCCCGGGAUGUUCCUUGGAAUGCCAAUGUUUCGCGCGCCUGCGCAGAUGAUAUGUCCCUCAUCAUUGCGCAAGCACAGAACAAACAAAUGUGGGCGUUCCAGUUUUUGGACGCAUCUGGUAAGCCGGAGGCUGGGAUUCUUCAGGGAAAUUUCCAGUGGCUGGGAUCUUUCGACGAAUGUCGAGCCAUCGAAGCGGUUACGAAUAACGCUACGGAUUUCCGUGGAAAGUACUGUUUAGCUGCUUUUGGACCUUAUCAAAACACAAGCGGAACGGAUCCGGCAGCUGGAGGCGAAAUGGGAGCGGGAAUGACUAUGCUGGCUCUAAAAAUUGGAUUUUGUUAUCCUGACAGUUGUACGGACGAGGAUACGUUCUACAUAGCUUCCAACUUGCUAACGAUGAUCCCAACAAAUCUGAUCAACAUGACCCUAGAAGUGUAUUCUUCGACCUGCCAACCGCGCUACUACGAAUACGACACAAAAGCCAUUGCUCUCCUAUGCGUAAUAGGCUUUUUCGGAAUGCUUAUAACCAUUGGAACAUUGUACGAUGUCUUCAUCUAUCGUGUCCUUGUGAAAAAUCUUAAUACUAAUCCGGCGGAUAUUACUUCUGUUACUACCAUUUCUGCAACAACGACGGCAGUCAUGUACCCGCCCAUCGGACAUGGUCACCCUUCCACCGACAGUAUUCCCUAUGUCGCAGAUAUCAGCGCAUCCGAUGAUGCACCAACGACGACAGUGAUCGCUUCCGACACCACCGUCCACACUAAUGGCGACACCGUGCAUCAGCACACCGAAGUCGAAAAGGUGGAAACUGAUGCAGACGAUGCACCACUUCUAGGGUCGAAAGAGACGCUAAUAAAAGAAAAGGUCACAGUGGAAACAGUGAAAAUCGUUCCCGUGCACGAACAGCUCGGAGUAUUAUCGGAUAUCUUGCUGGCAUUCAGUUUAUAUGGCAACGGGAAAAAGAUCUUGGACACUUGCAGCACCAAUGAUCGAUCUCUUUCGUGUAUACACGGAAUUCGUUUCCUGAGCAUGACUUGGGUUUUAUUGGGCCACACUUACGGAUUUGGAUUUAUGGUUAUCCGAAAUCUGGUGGUGGUGGAAGAUGUUUUAGGAAAUUUUUGGUUUCAAGCGAUUGCUAACGCCACUGUGUCUGUCGACACGUUUUUCACAAUGAGUGGCCUACUUGUAUGUUACUUGUUUGUCCUAAACUACGAGAAAACCAAGAAGUUCCCGGUAAUUCAGUAUUACAUCCACCGCUACUGGCGGUUAACAGCCGUAUAUGCAGUGAUAAUGGGAGUGUAUUUGUCGCUUUUCAAAUACCUCAAUAUUGGACCCAUGUGGAAUCCUAACGGGAUGGAAGUAGACAGUUGCAGCUACUCGUGGUGGACCAAUCUGCUCUAUGUUAACAAUUUGGUGCGCACCUCCCAGCAGUGCAUGGGAUGGACAUGGUAUUUGGCCAACGACAUGCAAUUUUAUUGGGUGACUCCGCUAAUUCUUUUACCGUUAGUGAAAUUACCUAUUGCCGGUUUCGUCAGCAUGGGGAUUUUCAUGGUGGCUCAUUUGGCGAGCACUGCGGUCAUUUCCGCCGAGUAUCACGUGAAUCCUAGUAUUUUGGGAAACGGUGGAGACCUAACCAACAUGGCGGAAGGAACGAAUUUGUGGGAUUAUUUCAACCGAUAUUAUAUUAAACCGUGGUGCCGAAUGGGACCUUACAUUAUUGGCUUGCUCUUCGGAUAUUUACUUGCAAAAUAUAAAGAGAAACCAGUACGAAUGUCGCUGGUGACCGCAUUCUUCAUUUGGAUCGUCGCCGCGGUUUCCGCUACAGCCGUUUUGUAUGGCUUGUGGCAUGUGAACCAAGGAGAGGAGUCGCUGGAUUUACCGGCUUCCGUUACGUACAACACUCUGCAUCGGAGUGUUUGGGCGUUGUGCGUUUGUUGGGUGAUUUUCGCCUGUGUUCAGGGCUAUGGUGGAUUUGUCAACACUCUAUUAUCUUGGAAGGCUUUCAUUCCUCUCAGCAGAUUGACUUACUGUUGUUACUUAAUCCACAUCCCUAUUAUGAUGAUCUAUUAUUUGGGAUUAACAACCACCGAAGAUUUUUCCCACUAUUCAGCGGUCUACCAUUUCUUUGGAACACUGUUGGUUACGUACGGUUUUGCCUUCAUUUUUACGGUUGGGUGUGAAUCGCCUUUACUGGCACUGGAAAAACUUAUUGAAAAACAACUGAAAAGGAAUACAAAAAAGGAAGAAUAACUUUUCCGACAGCGAUUUUUUAAAACGUUAAGCAUUGGACUGUGAUUUUGUUUCAUGGGGGAUCGGUUAUCAAUCAAUUACCAAAGUUAUUUUUGUCACUUUGUAUGGUAUUAUGUAAUUGUGCACUGUUUUGUUGAUUUUCCGCACUGUUUGUGUACUAUUGGAUAGUAUUCCCUGAGCGGAAAAUGUUACUCCAAGAUACUCACACUGUUACUCAUCCUUCGUGUUUCGUUGUUCCUGUGUGCGUUUUAAACCAUCCUGUUAGAACAUACACGUGGUUGUCGAAAUGUUUGUCAAAGAAAUUCGUUAUGGGUGUAGCGUCCGGCGACCCGCCUAAACGGAAUAAAAGUAAUGU